GGACUUUGCCGCCAUUCAAAUCGGACCGUGCCGAAACGGCGCGGGCCAAUCCAAAGCGGCGAAUUCACCGUGGUCAUCAUGGUGGGGACCGUCGACGUGCUGGUCGGCGCGACCUUUGCCGCCGAUGCGCUCUACUCACGCAUACCGUUCGUCUUUCAAAACGCGCUGCCGUCCGUCACGGCGACCUUGCAGUGGAUGCCGUACGGCCAGUGGCGCGUGCUCCUGCCGCGCCCGCAUGUACACACCCAUCGCCACUGCAUGACCCUGCUCUUUCUGCGCACGUGCGAUGUCCAGUACGACCACCCCGAGCUGCGCCAAGCAGGACCUGCGCCGUCGACGACUGACCGCAUGGACGAGGCGCUUGCGCUGCUGGCGUCGCACAUGGCGCUCAAUCCCUCUCGGCACCUCGUUGUCGUGCUCUGCCCAUCACCGCCCGAUACGAUACCAUGUAGCGCCAAUGACGAUGACUAUUUGCGCGCUCACAUGCCAGCACACGCCACGCUUGUGUCCGACCUCCGUGCGGUCUACGGCGCCAACGAUACCUUUUACAAUGCAACCUUGGACCUCGCCAUGCACAACCCGUACACGCACUGGAUGAAUAACCUCUUGGCGCUGCAGGCCGCGCGGCAAAUCUGCCGCGUUUUUCGUGGACCCAAAAAGGUGCUGAUCCUCGACUGCGACCACACAUUAUGGUCCGGCGCGAUUGCCGAAGACGGACUGGCACAAAUCGCUAUCACGAAUGCCCAUGCUGCGUUUCAGAGAUUUCUCAUCGAGCGAUAUGCCCACGGGACGCUUCUCUGUCUUUGCAGCAAGAACAUCUCUGCGGACGUAAACACCGUGCUUCAACAACACCCCGACAUGCUUCUCGAUCUUAACACGCACAUCGUAUCCAGUCGCAUCAACCACGAGCCCAAAGCUGAUAACAUCAUCGCGAUGCUGCAUGAGCUCUCGCUGGGCAUGGACAGCGCUGUCUUCUUUGACGACAAUGCGCUCGAGUGUGCCGCGGUGCGCGCAGCGUGCCCGUCCCUUGCGGUGGUCCAUGUCCCGCUCGUGCCCAAGCUAACACCCAACUUUGCGGCGACUGUAUGGGCGCUCGACGCCAACUUUAGCGCGGUCGUCACGACAGCAGAAGACAAGGCGCGCACGGCCAUGUACAAGCGGCAGUUGCAAGCAAAACGCACCAGCCAAGACGAUACAAAGGUCCUUGCCGCCCUUGGCAUGCACGUCGAAAUGCAGACAGUGACGUCGACGACGCCGACGGCGACGCUAGAACGCAUCGCGCAGCUCUGCCAGCGCACCAAUCAGUUCAAUCUCCAAACAACAGCAACGCGAACGUACACCACUGUGGAGCAACUGCAAGAACUUGCAACGACCGCCACGAUUCUGUACGUGUCAGUCACGGACAAGUACGGGCACUACGGGCUUGUCGGCGUCGCCGCCUGGAGAUGCACCGACACGACGGUCCAUAUCUCUCUUCUCUUGCUGAGCUGCAGAGUACUCAACCGGCGCGUCGAACACGCCAUGGUGCAGCGCAUCGCUAGCGACAACCCAUGCAAACGUCUGAUUCUUGUCCUCGAACCCACGAUUCGCAACGCGCCGAUCCGGAUGUUCUUGACGCAGCUGACCAACAGCGUGGGAGUUGAAGACCCGGAGACGCGCCACGUACUGUACGAGGCCGCGUGCAACGACGUGUGCGCCAUUUAUGACGAGGCGCCGAUCGUGCAGCAGACGCUUCCGGCGUCAACCGAGUCGCUCGUCGAACGCGCCGGCGAGGCUGGGUGUCCGACCGUGCCGCUGCAUUGCCUCGCCGACGUCACUUCGUUCUUUGCGCCCUUGGCAGUGGCCGAUGCGUUGUCGUCGCUCGAGACCCAAGCCGCCAACGUGGCCAAGUUUCGGCGGCUUCAGCGCGAAGCUGUCAAGCUGCAAGUCGAGCACGACACGCCGAUCUGGACGACCAACAACAUUACCGAGCGCCAGCAGUGUCGGCAGCCAGGCUGCGCCCAGGAAAUUCCGCUCACGACGCAGUGCUCGUUCGUUCGGUGCCGGACGUGCUGCUACCAAACGCAAAAACUCCUUGAGCGCGCGAGUACCGGUGCCCACCCGCAGGCGCGGGCGACCGCGUCGGCUCUCUUGCGCACGGCUGGCGUUGAAGCGGGCACAGCUCCCACCUGCACAAUGCACGUCAACCCACGCCGCGCCGCCAAGCGCAGCGAGACCGCAUAGAUCCCGUCGCCAACGGAGUGGGAUGCGCUUCGAACCUGGCUUUGUGGGUGCUCAAAUUCCUAAAUUCCAAGUGGAGUCUUGCCACAUACCA
Messenger RNA from Saprolegnia diclina VS20, 2314 nucleotides. RefSeq lists its product as hypothetical. The transcript has 9 exons. NCBI's taxonomy places the organism in Eukaryota, Oomycota, Saprolegniomycetes, Saprolegniales, Saprolegniaceae. The record is from RefSeq and is a predicted model, not a curated record. The coding region runs from base 79 to 2223 and encodes 714 amino acids.